Molecule: messenger RNA, 613 nt
Organism: Mytilus trossulus (common blue mussel)
Lineage: Eukaryota; Metazoa; Mollusca; Bivalvia; Mytilida; Mytilidae
Exons: 3
Coding region: 40-522 (160 amino acids)
Source: RefSeq, a predicted model, not a curated record
AGCACCACACCCAAUCCAAAAUACAGUUCCAACUUCACCAUGAAAUUAACUCUCACGAUAAUCUUCUUGGUGUUAGCAGUUCUAGUUACUGGCUCGAAUGGUUGGUGGUGGAGUAAACCCAAAUAUGGUUGCCUUGAUCCUUCUAGAGGAGACCCAUACUAUUUUGGAACAACCGAUUUAUUCUGCAUGACGAAGACCGGAAAGCGCGAUGCACCAUCCCGGUACACAAAAGCUAUAAGUCAUAGAUGGAUUCUUUACAAGGGACAUUACUUUGAAAGAUUAAGCAACGGCGAUUUUACUACUAAAGGACACUCACAAGAGUCUGACAAGUGCAAAACUCACCGUGAAAGUACACCAGCUGGAUAUAGUUCUCUAAGCGUGGAUUGUAUUGCACGCUGUACAAAGAACUAUAAAAGAAAAUAUGGAUCAUACGGAUGGUGGGGAAACAACUGCCAUAUAUAUGCAAACCGUAUAUCUGAAAUCCUGUGCAACAAAACAACCUGUCCAUCCUGGUGUGCUUGAUGAACUAAAAAAAAAAAAUCUGCACUAUAACCAUAAAUACAUAUCUAAUUCUUUUGUGAACAAAUAAUUUAAACUUUACUUUUGAUUAUUU